Molecule: messenger RNA, 864 nt
Organism: Cladocopium goreaui
Lineage: Eukaryota; Dinophyceae; Suessiales; Symbiodiniaceae
Source: the annotation of a GenBank genome assembly
AUGCGCCUUGAAAGGCAAGGCUCCUGUUACUGGUCCAUUUGGAGAACCCUUGACAAAAACCAAGCAGAACGUGGGGGCCAGCCCUUAUCCUACAAUGGGUAUUUGUUUGCUUAUUUCGGCUUUAGAGCCGAUGCCAAAGCCCGGAAAGAAUGCCACAAGUUUGAAAGGAAUUAUCAGUGCAAUCAGAUUUGCGAGGUUUGCUUGGCAGAGCGACCCAACAAGUAUGGUGACCCUGCUUUGACUUUCAAAAAUUUCUACUCGGAUGCAGCUCACCUUUUGACCAGUCUUACUCAUGCAGAAUAUCUGGCCACUUCGAACCAUCAAAGCCCUUGGGAGAACAUGCCUGGGUUUCACGUGAAGUCUUGUUUCAGGGAUCCAAUGCACACGCUGUUCCUUGGAACUGCCAAAGAUUUACUUGCAUCUUGCUUGGGCCUUUGGUGUCGCAAUGGGUACAUCGAGGGGCCUAACCUAGCAGAACAGCUUCGAUGGGUGUCUGCCACACAGAGGGAGUAUUGCAAAGCUGCAGGUUUGAGGGCAACUUUCAAAACAUUCACGCCAGCAAACACAAAUUUGGACAAACGAUCAGAGUUUCCUGAGAUCGGGUCUGCCUUCAAGGCAGCAACCAUCAAGACCAGCAUAUGGUUCUUUGCGAAACUGUCAAGUGAGAUCGCUGCUUCAAACCCUGAGGAUCAACAGCUGCAGUUGGUGGCAACAUGCCUUUGGAAUCUUCAAAAAUCGUUGGAGAUAUUGGAUCACAACGACAUCAUCCUGCCCACUUAUGAUGCCAAGGUGGCCAAGAGUACCAAAUUCAACUAUGUAGAAGUUCAGAUGCCCUUCCUUACAUACGCACCAUCCUGGUUUUGA